Molecule: messenger RNA, 3520 nt
Organism: Nasonia vitripennis (jewel wasp)
Lineage: Eukaryota; Metazoa; Arthropoda; Insecta; Hymenoptera; Pteromalidae
Product: nose resistant to fluoxetine protein 6-like
Exons: 11
Coding region: 979-3324 (781 amino acids)
Molecular function (GO): acyltransferase activity, transferring groups other than amino-acyl groups
Source: RefSeq, a predicted model, not a curated record
UUAAAAUAUCUUUCGUAACGUAUCUUGCAGAAAGCACUAUUCUUAAAUUUCACAAAUUGCUUCUAAGACACUCAGCGCUAUUAUAAUAACAAACAAUAAAUCAGAAUCCUAUGCGUAGGUCCAACCAACCAGAGAUUGAUAGCAUGGAGUACGAGGAAGAAGUCUCGUUCAUUAUUUGACGUCAUCAUAGAGACGCCGACGUCUCAUUAUACAUAUACGGAGAGGCAUAAACAACGCGCGAUCUACUUAUUUUAUGUAACACGCAGAAGUAUAAGAAACAAAGCAUUGAGUUGUUGCACGCGCCGGUAUAGAACGAUCGAAAAUCGGUAUGCGACAUCUUUCGUUUUUGCCAUAUUGCUAUAUUUACUCCGAAUUUGUAAAAAAGAAGCUUCGUCCUCCUUUCCAGAAAUUCAUCAGAGUCUCCGUUGCUCUCCCACUCGUCCUUCAUAAUCGAACCUACGCCUGGUCACGUAGGCCAUAAUAUACCCUCCCCUGCAAAUCUUUCCCUGCAGCAGUACAUCUGCAAGUCUAAACUUACCUGAAACUCAGUAUCAGUUAGGUAUGCCUACAAGCCGGUCAAAGGACGCACAUCAGCGCAGUCGAUCCUUGCCGGUCAGUCGCUCGACGCACAACAUAGGAUCCAGUAGUCAUCGUACAGUGUACAAUAAGUGCUCAUAGUUUGCGUAGUAGUGUCGCGGUGGUGGGGACGGGAUCGCAAUAUCAUAAAGCCGUAAGAACUCAGGCCGUGGGCUUGAAUAGACGAGGCGGCGUUGAGCCGAGAACACCAUACGAUCGACGAUUUUCUCUCCCUCUCUCUCGGCUCUCUUCCUCGGACGACACAGUCUCUUUCUUUUUGCCGAAGAAAGUUAGAAGAAAGUUAGAGCAAAUUGUUAAGGUGAGCGAGAGAGGAAGUUCGAAAAGCCACGCCAUUUUCAACACUUCGAUGGUAAACAAUUGAAUUGAAUACCAAAGUCGAAGAUGCUGGUGAAAUUCUACGCGCUGAGCGCGCUGCUGUUCGUUGCGGUGCAAGCGCAAUCCUACUCGCGCUUGGAGAACCUGACCGCGACGCCGGAGUGUCGCUGGUUGUUGAAGUUCAACAACACGAGCGCCGGAAAGGAGACCAAGGCGUCUUGCUCGUUGAAUUCGACGCUUUGCAACAUCCAGGACCAGAAGAUCAGAAGCGACAAGUCGACUAAAGAGAAGAAGGUGGAUGGGAAGUUCUGGUACGAGAACGUGCCGCUACCCCCGAUCGAGGUCGCAAGCUCGGCAGAGACGCUUCCCGACGGCGCUUGCAGACGCCAACUGAGGAAGUACCUCGAGGAUCUCAGGAAUGGCAGCAUGUGGGCCACGCAGAUGUUCGACGCCUCGGCCAAGUACCCAUACGGCAUAAUCGACGGCCAGACGAGACAUCUGGGCAGCUUCGACCAGUGCUAUAGAAUCGACGCACAGGUUCGAGGAGCCGACGGAUUUGAGAACGUCAAGGGACGCUACUGCUUGGUGGACUACAAGUACGAGCAGAGAGAUGCAUCGGCCGACUUCAAGGGCAAGCUCAACUUCGAAUUCGAUCCCAAUGAGUCCGUUUGGGAAGCUAUCAGGGAAAAGGGCGACUUCCGUCGCAUCCGUCGUUACAUGCUGCAGAUGGCCCUGUGCGUACCCGCGGCCUGUAGUGCCGAGGAUGUGCAGCAGGCCCUGCAGGGCCCGUUCGAGUCCUACGCAGCCAAGAACAAUCUCCUGGUCAAGGUCAGCGUCGAUCCGAACAACUGCCAGGCAUAUCACGAGGAACCGGAAUUCUCCACUGGCGCCUUUGUCUACUGCUGUGUGCUGUUCAGCAUCUUCGCUCUCGUGGUCGUAGCGAGUCUCUACGACGGCACGUUGAGCACCGAAGAGGAGAAGCUGGGCACCUCUAGGGGUCGUCAGCUGCUGCUUUGCUUCUCGGCAAAGCGCAAUCUGCACACGAUCUUCGAGGUCAGAUACAAGCAUCGCGGAUUGGAUACCAUUCAUUUGCUCAGAUUCGUAUCCAUGUGCUUGGUAGUGGCUGGGCACAGGAUGAUGCAGUACUAUCUCAACACUGUCGUCAAUGGGAGAAACCUUGAAAUCACAUACGACGUCCCGUCGUUCGUGAUGGUGCACAAUGGUCCCAUAAUCGUCGACGGCUUCUUCGCUAUCGGAGGUCUUCUCGCCUGCUACGGCCUCUUGGAUCAGUUCGACAAGACAAAGCGCAUGAACUUCGUCGGGCUAACCCUGAUCCGUUUCCUCAGAUUCACGCCGGCUUACGCUUUGCUGAUCUUCUUCAACGCCUACCUCUUCCCGCACAUGGGCUCCGGGCCGCAGUGGAAGUCGAAGAUCGGCGUCGAGGCCGAGAACUGCGCUGCGACCUGGUGGGCACAGCUGUUCUACCUCAACAAUUACAUGACGAUGGACAGAAUGUGCAUAUUCCAGUCGUGGUACCUGGCGGUCGACUUCCACUGCUACCUGAUCGGCAUCGCUCUGAUCUACGCGUUCUGGAAGUAUCCUAGACGAGUCGGCUACUCUAUUCUCGGCACAGCGACCUUCAUCAGUAUUUUGAUACCUUUCUACCUCACCUACGUCUACCGCAUCCAGCCGCUAUUCAUCGGAUUCCCUUACUUGAACGAUCUGCAGAUAGAUCCGUACUUCGUGCAUUACUACGUCAAGUCCCACCUGCGCAUGACGGCGUACCUCGUGGGAAUCGUCUCCGGAGCCAUUCUCUACGACUACCAGAAAGCCUCUUGGCGUAUUUCUAAGAGAUUGUCACAGGGUCUCUUCAUCCUGCUGGUGGUAUUGCUGAGCAUCUACUCCCAGUCUCUGGGCUACCAGUACUACAACCCCAACUCGAAUCCGUCCUCGCUCGAAAUGGCCCUCUACGCCAGCCUCCACCGUGGCACCUUUGCCGCGAGCUACUGCGCCAUUAUCCUGCUCAUCACCAUGGGUGAUGGAUUAGAUUUGCACUACAACUUCUUAACGCCGGGCUGGGCCCAACCGCUCGGUCGACUGACCUACAGCGUCUUCCUCUCGCACAACAUCCUCCAGUCGUACGACGCCGGCUCUGUCAGGAGCGCCAGGACGUUCAGCGUUUGCAACACGUUCUGGGACUCGAUACCCGACGUUGUCUGCUCCUUCUCACUGGCCCUGCUGAUCGCGAUCGGUAUCGAGGGUCCGUUCAGAAAGCUGGAGAAGUACCUUAUCGUUAAGAGAUCGAAGAACACACCGAUCCCUGCGACGAAUAGCAAUAAGGAGACGGAUAUGAACAGCGUGAAGACGAUAGAGGAGCUGUCGACGGAGAAACUAGCGGAUAAAUUAGAUUAGUUGUUAUAGACGCGACGUGUGUUCCGAGAGAAAGUGAUACGUAAUUCUGUGGAUUACGUAGAUUUGUGAUUGUGAUGAACACUUUGUGCGUCUGCGAUGUGCGUAGACGAUUGUGCGAUUCGAGUGACUGAGCUGUGUAUAUAGAUUGUAAAUAUUUAUACAUAGAGUUAUAAUAAAACUACCAUUUUGCUAUUAA